This is a messenger RNA of Rhinopithecus roxellana (golden snub-nosed monkey), 1530 nucleotides long. It is a transcript of the gene MEIKIN, whose product is annotated as meiotic kinetochore factor. The transcript is spliced from 13 exons. Gene Ontology annotation, biological process: homologous chromosome segregation; meiotic sister chromatid cohesion, centromeric; meiosis I sister chromatid cohesion. Lineage: Eukaryota; Metazoa; Chordata; Mammalia; Primates; Cercopithecidae. The coding region runs from base 159 to 1283 and encodes 374 amino acids. Gene Ontology annotation, cellular component: kinetochore. The record is from RefSeq and is a predicted model, not a curated record.
AGCUCUGGGGCUUUUGCUUUCGCUGGGUUAGUUGCUGUGGGGCUGCUCUGCCGGCCUCGCCUGGACGCUGACUCCCUGCGACUUAGCCCUGAUCCUCAGGAAGGCAGGCCAUCGAGGGUCCAGAGGCACCCGAGGCCUGGGGGUAGGGUGGGAUAGCAAUGUGGCCGCUACGGGUCUAUACCCGCAAAAAGCGGGCGGGUCAGAGGCUCAAUCUCACCCCGACGCCAGACCUAGGCUCUCCCGCGAAGGCGGAGGCCCCACCAGGUUCGACGAGAAAAGGCAAGGUGCACGGCUUGUCGAAGAUUGCAGAGAAAGCAGAGUGGAGCAGGCAGGGAAGUAGUGGCUCUGGGCUGCCCAGCCCUCGCUUAAGAGUUACAGGAGAGAAAAGUCUGCAAGAAAAUAGGUCUAGUGAAGACACCCAGGAUGAGAAGAUUGCACCGUUGAGUGAAUCAGUUACUGAUGACCUCCAGGUUGAUAGUAGUUCAUCAAAUAGUGAACUAGUAUCAGGAUUAAGUUUGCACCAUGGUAUGGCCAGUUCUCCUCUGAGCUAUUCAGUAACAGACUCUUAUGCAGAAUACAAGAGUUUUGAAGAGAGCUUUCCAUCACCUGAACUGUUCAGAAAAUCAGAUUAUUUAGACUGGGAGUGUCCUAACUUGGAAGAACACAUGCAGUGGAAGAAUUCUACUCUUCUGGAUACCAGUAAAGCAGUAGCGAUAGAGAAGGCAACACAGUUUUCAAAUGUCUCUGCAAUUUUAAGUACCUCUUCAGAAGACUAUCAGAAAUGCCACAGAGAAACAGGGAUGACAGUAGCAAAUCAAAAUGUGUCUCCAAAAGCAAAGUGUGCUUCAAAUUCAGAAUCAGAUAAUGCAGCUUGUGAGAUUUUACUUGCUGAGAAAACUUGCCCUUCAAUCCCUGAUAAAACAAAGAAAAAAAAAGCAAAUUUCAGUACUCCUGGUAAGAAAAACAGAGGCCUUUUAACAAGUACUCCAUCUUCAGAGACAGCUGGUUUUGUGAUUGAUUUGUCCUCAGUGCAAAAAGCAUCUUUUGAAGAACUAUUUCCAAAUGUCAGCAAUUAUGUUAAUUCAAAUGAAAUUGUUCCUGUGUCAAGUUUGCAGGAAAAUUCUUCAAAUGAGUUUCCUGCAAAUGCAUCAGAAAUAUGCUGUAUUAUUAGAGCAUCACCAGGAGGAGCUAGACAAGUGAAAAAUAAAGGUGUUAUUGUAAAGAAGAAGAAAUAUUCUCUUCCUAAGGAUAUCCCUCAAGAUAUCAUAAUAAAAAUGGCAUGAAAAAACAGCUGUGGCUGAAUUUUCACUACUUUGAAGACAGGAAUGUGAAGUCAAAGUCUAUAAAGCAGAAUGUCUGCCUGAAAUUAUAUGAAAUUAAUAAUAAAAAAUUCUCCAGUUAUUUGUGAUAUAUCUCUGUGUUGAAAUUCUACUGAGGUUCUUGUCAUUUACUUUUAAUCAGUUAAGAAAAAAUAAUUAUUCCAUAUGCUUCUUAAAUAUAUGUAUUUAUAUUACAAGAUAAAGAACCAAA